AUGAACAAAAACAAAGACGCUGAGGUGGAGUGGUUAAUUGAACACCUCCUUCAUUUGAUGAAAGAGAAAAAGAUCGGGAAGACAUUUAUCGAGAAUUUUUCGAUGCCAACAAUCUAUUCCAAAAAACGACUUUUACUCCGACGCAUCACAGACACCAUGAAGCCUUACAAAUACAGUCCACAGUUCAUUGACCGUCUCAACAAUUUGCUUCAGACGGAACGCGAAGACCCCAUUCUCCUUACCCAAAUUCCACCCACACAGCUCCACACCAUGUUUUCCAAAAAUAUUCAUUUGUUUCAAGGCGAUAUCACAACACUCAAAGUCGACGCAAUUGUAAACGCGGCAAAUUCUACCCUUUUAGGGUGUUUCAUACCAAAUCACAGUUGUAUAGACAGUAUCAUUCAUGCAAAAGCGGGCGUACAAAUGAGGUACGAAUGUAGUACACUUCCAACAGCAGGAAAGGCCAAAGUCGGUUCUGCAGUCUCGACAAAAGGGUAUAAUCUCCCCGCCAAGUAUGUCAUCCACACAGUUGGUCCAGCCGUUGGGGUUCUACACCCACACCACUUUUACGAGUUGCAACAAUGUUACUUGAACUCUUUACAUCUUGCAUUUUCGCUUGGCUGUGAGUCGAUCGCGUUCUGUUGCAUCUCAACAGGUUUUUUUGGGUUUCCCAAUGAAGAGGCUGCAAUGGUUGCAAUUCAGUCGAUUAACUCAUUUUUUAAAAUCCAUAAAAAUAUAACUCUUUCCGUCGUCUUUGUUACAUUCUCAAAGCUCGAUCACUCACUCUAUCAAACUGAUCUUGAAAUGGGCUUUGACGAAUUGAAAAUUCCAACAAAAAGUGAAUAUGAUGCUGAAAUGAAAGAAAUUGCAAAAAUCAAGAGCACGGCAAAAAAAAGUGAUGACGAGGUUGAAGAGAGCGGAACGAAUACACACUUAAGUGAUGAUGGCGCAGAGAAAAAACAGAACGAACACAAAGAAGUCAAGUUGAAAACGCCAAAAGUGAGGAGUCAGAGCCUCGAUAAGUGGUUUGUGAAGAAAUCAUGA
Molecule: messenger RNA, 1044 nt
Organism: Entamoeba invadens IP1
Lineage: Eukaryota; Evosea; Mastigamoebida; Endamoebidae
Exons: 1
Coding region: 1-1044 (347 amino acids)
Source: RefSeq, a predicted model, not a curated record